This is a messenger RNA of Octodon degus (degu), 1697 nucleotides long. RefSeq names its product methyltransferase like 9 (gene Mettl9). Lineage: Eukaryota; Metazoa; Chordata; Mammalia; Rodentia; Octodontidae. The coding region runs from base 1 to 1218 and encodes 405 amino acids. The record is from RefSeq and is a predicted model, not a curated record. The transcript is spliced from 7 exons. Gene Ontology annotation, molecular function: protein-L-histidine N-pros-methyltransferase activity.
AUGGUAGUGCAGAAGGUCCUGGAAGCAGCAGCGCGGGCCGGCGCCCCGGCGGCUCGGGCCCGCGCGGUGGGCGCGCUGGGGGCUCAGGCGGGCCUUGGGGACCCUUCCGCGCGGCCCUCCGCUCCGACGAAGGCCGUGUGCGUCGCCGGCCCGGCGGGCCGAAACGCACGCUGGAAACGGGAAGGCGAGGCCGCGGCGAGCACUCGGCGCGAGACGAAGGGCCGGAGGCAGCCACCGAGAGAAGACGCCUCUGAACGCUGCUGGAAGGUUGGCUUCGUGGUGGGCGGCCCUUCUGUUCGCGACAGUCCGUCUUUCCGGAGGGUGCUCCCUAGACCCGUGUCGUCGGCUGCAUGUUUCCACUUUUCCUGUGUUACUAAGCCGUGCGUUCGGAGUUUGCAUCCAGGUUGGCUUUAUGUUAUAAAGAAGUGGUAUGUGUGCAACAGAGAGAAAUUAUGUGAAUCACUCCAGGCUGUCUUUGUUCAGAGUUACCUUGAUCAAGGGACACAGAUCUUCUUAAACAACAGCAUUGAAAAGUCAGGCUGGCUAUUUAUCCAAUUAUAUCAUUCUUUUGUGUCAUCGGUUUUUAGCCUUUUUAUGUCUAGAACAUCUAUCAAUGGGUUGCUAGGAAGAGGCUCAAUGUUUGUGUUUUCGCCAGAUCAAUUUCAGAGACUGCUUAAAAUUAAUCCUGACUGGAAAACCCAUAGACUUCUUGAUUUAGGUGCUGGAGAUGGAGAGGUCACAAAAAUCAUGAGUCCUCAUUUUGAAGAAAUCUAUGCCACCGAGCUUUCGGAAACCAUGAUAUGGCAGCUGCAGAAGAAGAAAUACAGAGUCCUUGGUAUCAAUGAAUGGCAGAAUACAGGGUUUCAAUAUGAUGUCAUCAGUUGCUUGAAUUUGCUGGACCGCUGCGAUCAGCCCCUGACUCUGUUGAAGGACAUCAGAAGCGUCUUGGAGCCCACAAGAGGCAGGGUGGUGCUGGCCCUGGUCCUGCCCUUUCAUCCCUACGUGGAGAACGUAGGUGGCAAGUGGGAAAAACCAUCAGAAACUUUGGAGAUCAAGGGACAGAGUUGGGAAGAGCAAGUGAACAGCCUGCCCGAGGUGUUCAGGAAGGCUGGCUUCGCCGUGGAAGCGCUCACCAGGCUGCCGUACCUGUGCGAGGGCGACAUGUACAACGACUACUACGUGCUGGACGACGCGGUCUUCGUGCUCAGGCCGGUGUAGCUGCGCAGACCCAAGUCCUCAGAGGCCGCACCAGCCGGGUCUGCACGCAGUUGCGCAAUGCGAGGACCUGGGACCGCCGCUUGAGGCGUCCUGUAGGGACUUAAAAGGCCAAAAUACUAAUUGUCUCUUUGUAGUGUGUAAAAGGAAUGUUUUUAAAAAUGGAAACCCAGCUCUUUGUGGAUUCUUAUCAACUCUUUACUCAGAGUCACGCUGCAGUGCAGGUCACACUUCAAUUAUGAUGGAAGAUAUUUUUUAUACUUAAUUGCAGUAGGAGCUCACUCCCAAAGCAGCACUCAUGGCUUCAUGGGAUCAAUUCUUGGAUUGUUUUUAAUAAAAUGAAGACUGGCAAUAAAGGUACCCACUCAGUUCCAAAUAUUGGUCAUAAGAUAGAGCCACUGAUACUCUUUCAUGUUUAGAAACUUUCUGUUAUUAUUCAAGAAAAUGUUUUUAAUCAUGCUAAUAAACUUUUUUGGAGGCGA